Messenger RNA from Alligator mississippiensis (American alligator), 1789 nucleotides. It is a transcript of the gene RAB3IP, whose product is annotated as RAB3A interacting protein. NCBI's taxonomy places the organism in Eukaryota, Metazoa, Chordata, Crocodylia, Alligatoridae. Gene Ontology annotation, biological process: exocytosis. The transcript has 11 exons. Gene Ontology annotation, molecular function: guanyl-nucleotide exchange factor activity. Gene Ontology annotation, cellular component: Golgi to plasma membrane transport vesicle. The record is from RefSeq and is a predicted model, not a curated record. Bases 108 to 1493 code for a protein of 461 amino acids.
UAGCGCAUGCGCCAUCGUAGGCUGGCGCCCCGCCCCCACGCAGCCGCUCGGGCAGGCGGAGGUGGCGGCUGGCGCUCGGCAGGGUUGCAUAUGAUGAGGCUUUUAUUAUGGCCAGUGACCCCUUGGAAGGCUUCCAUGAAGUGAACCUAGCUUCGCCCACUACACCAGAUCUUCUUGGAGUAUGUGAGUCAGGGACUCAAGAACAAACUACCUCUCCCAGCGUUAUCUAUCGGCCCCACCCAUCUGCUGUGUGCUCCCCACCUAUUCAACCCAAUGCAUUAAAUGUUUCUGAUCUUCCCACACAACCUGUUUAUUCAUCUCCCAGGCAUUUAAAUUGCGGAGAAACAUCAGGUAUCAGCAUCAAUGUUACCGACACAGUACCUUGUUCUACCUCUGGACCCCAGAGUGGGUCAUUCAAUCACAAUAAUUCCAGAAAGGAGAGCAAUAAUGCAGAGAGAGAGUUUUUGCAGGGUGCUACAGUAACAGAUGUUCCUGAAGGGACUGAAGAUAUUUUUGGUCUGAGUACAGACAGUCUGUCUCACUUACGGAGCCCAUCUGUACUGGAAGUAAGAGAGAAGGGCUAUGAAAGACUGAAAGAAGAACUUGCGAAAGCUCAAAGGGAGCUGAAGUUAAAAGAUGAAGAAUGUGAAAGGCUUUCUAAAGUGCGAGAUCAACUUGGACAGGAAUUGGAAGAACUUACAGCUAGUCUGUUUGAGGAAGCGCACAAAAUGGUGAGAGAGGCUAAUGUCAAGCAAGCCACUGCAGAAAAACAAUUAAAAGAAGCACAGGGAAAGAUUGAUGUUCUUCAAGCUGAAGUAGCAGCUUUGAAAACACUAGUACUGUCCACUUCACCAACGUCACCAACUAAAGAGCUUCAGUCUAGUGGAAAAGCUCCCUUUAAAAAAGGACAUGCAAGAAACAAAAGCACUAGCAGUGCAAUUGGUGGCAGUCAUCAGGAUCUGACUAUGGUUCAACCCAUUGUAAAAGAUUGCAAAGAGGCAGACUUAUCUCUGUAUAACGAAUUCAGAUCCUGGAAGGAUGAACCAACUAUGGACAGGGCAUCUCCUUUUUUAGACAAAAUCUAUCGGGAAGAUAUCUUUCCAUGUCUAACCUUCUCAAAAAGUGAGCUAGCUUCAGCUGUUCUGGAGGCUGUGGAAAAUAACACCCUGAGCAUUGAACCAGUUGGCUUGCAACCUGUUCGAUUUGUGAAGGCUUCUGCAGUUGAAUGUGGGGGACCAAAGAAAUGUGCUCUCAGUGGACAAAGUAAGUCAUGCAAACAUAGAAUCAAGUUAGGUGAUUCAAGCAGCUAUUACUACAUUUCUCCUUUUUGCCGAUAUAGAAUCACUUCUGUGUGCAACUUCUUUACCUACAUUCGGUACAUCCAGCAAGGACUUGUAAAGCAGCAGGACGUGGAUCAGAUGUUUUGGGAAGUUAUGCAGCUGAGAAAAGAGAUGUCACUGGCAAAACUUGGAUAUUACAAGGAAGAGGUCUAACUCCCUACCAUCUGGUGCAUGCAUGAACUUCAGUGAAUACACAUAACUCUAAAUUGGCUCUCUCUUUUUUUUGUCAUUUGAUAUUUAUUUCCAAGAAGUGGGUCCAAGAUCUUUCUCCUUUUGCAAAUUGCACUAAGAAGUUACUGUGAUUUUGUUUUAAACUGACCUAUGCUGUGUAUGCUUACAUAACAUUUUAGUUGAACAAAAUGUGGCAAGCACUUGCGGGUGUAUUAGUGAUUUGUAAUUUACAGUUGAAAACAAAACCUCUGAUUAAAUAAAUGUUAGAUUGAAAAUAA